Messenger RNA from Nicotiana tabacum (common tobacco), 357 nucleotides. The record is from RefSeq and is a predicted model, not a curated record. NCBI's taxonomy places the organism in Eukaryota, Viridiplantae, Streptophyta, Magnoliopsida, Solanales, Solanaceae.
AUGACCUAUCCACGCCAUGAAGAAGACCCAUCUAGGCCAAAGUCAGGGACUCAUCGGAACGAGCAAGUUGAACGAACAUUCGGGGAAAUCACAUUCCCCGUCCUGGCCGGCGGCGUCACUCAGGAAACCACAUUCCAUAUCAUUGACCAGGAUACGACGUACAAUACCACAAUAAGUCGACAUUGGAUAUAUGCCAUGAGAGCUAUCCCCUCCUGCUUGUACCAAGUCUUCAAAUUUCCAACCCCAUGGGGAGUAUUCAGCAUACGAGGAGAACAACGUACAUCUCGAGAAUGCUAUCGCAUCUCCCAGGAUUGUACAUACACCCAACAAAUGAAGGGCAAACUAGAGGAUACAUAG